Molecule: messenger RNA, 768 nt
Organism: Vitrella brassicaformis
Lineage: Eukaryota; Vitrellaceae
Source: the annotation of a GenBank genome assembly
AUGACGCCAGCUCACCUCAAAGGCAUCGACAGCGCCCUCUACCAGCUGCUUUCUCAGCAUUUCGACUGCGACAUCCGUCUAUUGUGCGCGUACCAGUGGUUCGACGACGACCCCAAAAUCAACCUCGUCGAUGAGAAAUAUGCAGAGGAGAUGAAAAAGAUUGCAGCAUUUUACGAAACGGAACCAGGCCGCAAGUGGCUCGGCUGGCGGGAUAAGCCGAAGGAGGAGAGGGCAAAGGACCGAGAAGAGAAGAAGCGCAUGGAGAGCGAGCUGGCUGAGAACUUGCCGGCUAUCUCCCGUGACGUCACGGGAGGGGGAGGUGAUGAACUCGAGGCACUGGGGCGUUUGCUGCUUGACCCUCGCUCAGUGGAGAAGUGGGACACAGCGAUAUCGGAGUGUUCGUUUGACGACGUCUACACGCCGCUGAAUCUCAUGAACUGCCUGAACGAGAGCCGUGACGAAAGCCAUGUGUUUCAGCUACGCCCUGCAGGGGAAUGCAGGAUUCCUGGCACUCGUUCGGCACUCGGCUACAACCUAGUAACCAGACGGCCAAUCACCAAAUACGCAGGGAACGAGGGCAUUGCUAAUUUUGAGUUCCAGUACAUCACAGUGGCACUUGUUGCCAAGGGAGUCGUUGACGCUGGCAUGCAAGAGGCGAAGAGGCGUAGGCGGGAUUGAUUGGAGGGGGGGUGCAGGGGAGUGACAGAUGCAGAUUGGAACGUGACUUGAUGUCAUCGGUCGUGCGUGAAUGGCACCAGCUGCGAACGC